Caenorhabditis angaria is the source of this 4621-nucleotide messenger RNA. NCBI's taxonomy places the organism in Eukaryota, Metazoa, Nematoda, Chromadorea, Rhabditida, Rhabditidae. The record is from the annotation of a GenBank genome assembly.
UUGUCAAAAACGAGGAAAACUGGAGGAAAAGUGAGUUUUUCAACAUUGUUUUUUGAAAAUUAAAAAAAAGCAAAACUUGCUACUUUUUCCCCGAGACGUGAUUAGGUGCUGGCAAGCGAGUUUGAGGUCACUAUUUUAUUAAACAACGCAUUUUCGCCCUAUUGACAAAUGUUUUUUCUCUAAUCGUCAGGGUGUGCAUAAUUCUUUUUUUCAAAACUUACCCAAUUCUCAUCAGUUUCUAUAACUUCUUUUUGUGAAUCUUUGCUAGAUUUUUGAACAGUUGAAAUUGAAGAAAAAGAAGAUUCUUUCUCGCUAGACAUUUUUAAGAAAUACUCAUUUUUUACUCACAAGUGACAAAAAAAUAAAAAAAUGUCACGCGAAUUUUUAAUUUUUCCAAAAAAAAACUCACCUCCGGCUCUCGUUCUCCCUUCAUAAAUUGAUAUUUCGAUCAAAAUUUCCAGCAAAAUUCAAUGUAGGCAAAAAAAUCAAUGAAAAAACCUCGUUGAAAAUUAGUACUCAAACCAAAAGAACCUGUUUGUUUUUCUGUUAAAUUUAAUAUUAUUGUUAUGUCGGGAAAAAAAUACAAAAAAAAACGACCAAAAAGUUUCGGCGAAUAGAAACAAAAAAAUAUUUUUCUUUCUCACAUCUAUUUACCAUAUAUAUAUUUAUACAGGAAAAAGUGGUUUUUCUAUCUAUAUGUGUCAGGUAUUUUGCAAAGAACAAUCAUCUUUUGAAACAUGAAAAAUAGCGAAAAAAUGUUUCAUUUUCAAAUUGAAAUUGAAAAAUUUUUGAUGUUCCGGGAACUGUGUAACAACAAAAAAAACCAAAUAUGACCUUCUCGACAAAAAAAUUGUUCUUUAAAUGAUCGAAAGAGAGAAAAAACUUAUAGCCAAUCAAAAAAUAAUUAUGAUUUCGGCUAAUCAGUUUUGCAGAUCUAACAUAACAAGAAAAAAUGACCUGGCCUGGUCUGGCUAAGAAAUUGUGAACUCAUCCAUAAAAACUUAUUUUUUCUGUUUAUUGAAAAAACGACAAAAACAAAAAAGUUUAGAUUACUGUAUGAGAUAAUUUUGUUUUUAUUUUCAAAAAAAAUAGGAAGGAAGUGUUGAUAAAAUGUACAACACCAACAGAAAUAAUAAAAAAAAACAACCAAAAAACAGUAAAUGAGUGAGUGAAAAUCGGAAAAAGUGUCAGUGUUUAUUUGAUUUCGGAAUUUGUUUGAAUAUUGAACAAAUAAUAACCAAUUCAUGCUUUCCCGCUUCUUUUUCUUCGUUUCUGUUUUUGUAAACGUUGGCCAGAUGUUUUUGAUCGCAUGGAACAAGGGAAGAAAAACUAAACAUAUAUGUGAUGAGAAGUGGAGGAGGAGAAUUAUAGCAAGUUCCAGAGUGGGAUUGUCUUGAGCCUACAAAAAUGAAUCUUGAAAUCUGGAUUCAGGGAUCACAACCUUGAAGUCAAAUUCAACAAUUUCUUGUGAAAAUUUUUUUUGAUUCCAAAUGUAGAUAAUUUUGCAUCCAAAAUUUCAUUCGUUUCUUUUUAUUAUCACAAAAAUUUUUUCAGUUUAUUGUUUUUUUUGCAAAUUUGCAAUCAGAAGAUUCUGAAGUCCUUCAUUUUUUACAAAAUUUAGUUGCUUUUAUAGUUUUUUUUUAAUUCGAGUCAGAAGCUUCAAAACCACAACACUGAAAAUAUUUCAUGAAAAAACCCCACAAUCAAUUUUCCUGUUUUCACGCUUGAAAAGUUACAACUCCAAAGAGAAGCUACACAUUUUGGUCAAUAAUCAAAUUUUUGCCACGUCAUAACUUGACUCGAGUCAAAUUUUAUUAAAAAUUCAGAGUGAAAAAACAUUCCCUUGUGAACAAUUAAUCUUGAGAAUUUCAACAAGCAUUUCCAAAAUUCCACGUCAAAAGUUCACGAUUUUAAAAUAUUUUUUUUUGUUUUGAAGUUUUUGAACCCUGCAUAUUUGAUUAUUCUCUCUAUCUCUCAAGUUUUUGAUAAAACACCCCCAAAACUAUGAAACAUUAAUAAUUCACUCGAAAUCGAAAUCGAAAUCGAGACCAGAAUUAAACAUUUUUUUCUCCAGAUCAGCAAAAAAAACAACACGCAAAAAAUAACCUUUUUCUAAUUAUCGUGGUGAAAAAUGAAAAAUAUUUAUGGUUAAAAUUGUCCUUAUAGCAUAAGACAAGACAAUAACAUCACCACCCUCUCGCCAACAAAAACCCCAUAAAACAUAAAUAACUCUUUACAAGCCAUAUGUAUCUUGCUCUUUCUUCUAAACAAUACUUUUUUCUAAAUUUUUUUUGGGUUAGGAAUAAUAUCCUUCUGGAAGGAACUAUAAAUCAUUUCAUUUCAUUUCAUUUCAUUUUUAUUUAUUUCGGGAGUAUUUUUGAAAUAAAAGCAAGAUUGAUAGAUGAAUAGAUAUAUCGUAAAGUUUUAGUGUGUUGUUUUGUUUCCGACAAGCCUCAUUUUUUUUUGGGGUCUCGGUUUGUUUUUGAUAUUUUUUUUCAUUUUCAUUGCGAUCUUCUAUGAAUGGAUCCAGACAUCACUGUUUUUUUUGUUGGAUUGACACUUUUACUUUUGAAAAUCAGUGAGCAAGCACUUUUGAGAAUUUUACUAUUUUGAGGAAGAACUUUUAGAAAUUAUGAAUAGAACUUGAUUUUCUAUUAAAAAAAUUUUUAGAUCAAGUAAGUUCCUAGGUGAAAAGUUUUGAGGAACUUAGGGCAAGUUGCUCUAAAUCCGAAAAAUUAAUGAGCGUGGGAAAAUGAUCCCGAAAUUGAAAGGUCAAAACUUUCAGGCGAGAAAUCUUUUCUGAUUAGGUUUUCUGACUGGAAAUUAAUUUUUCCUUUGAAAAUUAUCAAAAUAAAAUUGUCCAGAUCAAGCAUGAUUAAUUCUGGUAUUCUUAAAAAUUGGAAUUAACUGUGCACUAAAAAUUUCCCUGAACCAUAGCUUAUCAAAAAAAAAAAGAAGAUAUAUAAUUUUUGGAACUUCUAUUGAAAAAUUUAAUUCUAAAUAGAACACUGCUCAAUUUUUCACCACUUCCUCAAAAAAGUUUCAAUAACAGCUGAAAUCUCCUUCAAACAACGUCAUAUCUUCUUUCUCUUUGUCUUUUUUCCUCAAUCCAUCCCAUCUCAAAAAAAAAGCGCGAUCUCCACUCAAGCUCCGCCCAUAUAUUUCUGGCUCACGCCCCUUUUCUCCUUCGAUUAUACUUUUUUUACUUUAUAGAUUUGUUGCUGUCGUCUUCACGACACAGAAAUGAACACACAAAUCAUUGCUAUUUUCGUUUUGGCAUUGAUUAUGAUGGCCAGUGGAAUGCAAUCUGUUGUGAACGAUGAAGAAUUUGAGGAGGUUGGUUGAAAAUUGAAAAAUCUGGAAAAGGUUAAUCUUAUUCUGAAAUCUAAAUAACGAAGCCAAUUAAAAAACAUUUGAAAAUUUUUUGCAUCGAUUUUAAAAUGAAAAAAAAAACAUCUGGAUUUAUUUUCAGGAAAAUACUUCCUUGAAACUCCGGAAAAUCAUUAUUUUUGGUCUGGUGAAAUAUAUUUCACUACCUCUUUUGGAACUAUUUAGGAUUUUUUUUAAAUAGAAAAUUUAUGGGCUGUUGAUCGGACCAGGUACAAAUAUUUGGGUUAAAUUCAAAAUUUUUCUUGAAAACGGACUUGAUCGGACAUUUUUUGGUGGUUAACCUGGUUGAAAAUUCACAAAUCCUCUGGCCUUCUCAAAAAUCCUCUCCUCCAAAAAAGUUCCAAAAAAGUUUCCCCAAAACUUCUGACGUUACAAAAUAAAUCAAAUUAUCUCUUCCAAAAAAAGCUCAAAGAGUGAUCCAAAAAGUGGGCAAAAGCAAAAAAAAAAUCAAAUUAAUUUCAAGUGUUUUUCCAAGUGACGAUGUUGUUUUGUUUUGUGUGGUCCGUCCGCAAAAUUGACUUGUUUGUUUGUUCGGGAUUCUCACAAUUCUUAACGACAACGAAAAAAUGACAUUUUUUUCACACACCGACUUUACUAAGAAAAGUACAAUUUAAUCCAAAUCAUUCAUGCUCUUUCUUUUUCCAGGCUCUUCAAUUGGCUGAACUCUGCCGAACACCACAAUUAAAGGAGAUUUGUAGAAAACUAGGAGAACAAAUGGUGAGUUUUUAUGGUCAAACCAGGCCUAAAACAGACCUAAGAUUUCUCAAUCUAAAGCGCUGAAGCCGGGCCUAAAAUUUCUAAAUUUAAAGCCCUAAAAGCCUGAAAUUCACAUAAGCCUAAGGCCCAAAAAAUUUAAUUUUCCAUUAAUUCUGAGAGAGUUGGUAAAAUGGGAAAAUUGUCCCGUAAAUCAAAUGCUGAAAGAAAUUAGUUUCACAAUUUUUAUAGGGCUCUAAAUCAUAUGCAAAAUAAAAUUUGUUUUAUUACUCGUAGCGCACUCAAAUAUUUUUAAUGACCUAAAGAAACCUCAACUCAAAAAAAAGAUCAAAUUUACAACAACAACAUCAAGAUCAUUUUUUGUCGAAACAUUACAUCAUUUUAUUUUUUCUAGGCUGAAGAUGGAAUGCUAGAAAUGAAAGAAAAACGAAAACCGUCAUUUGUUCGAUUCGGAAAACGUUCAGGAAUUGAGAUGGAAAAAAGAAAGCCCUCAUUUGUUCGAUUUGGUCGUAAAUAA